Messenger RNA from Cyphomyrmex costatus, 524 nucleotides. RefSeq names its product protein NPC2 homolog. Gene Ontology annotation, molecular function: sterol binding. Lineage: Eukaryota; Metazoa; Arthropoda; Insecta; Hymenoptera; Formicidae. The record is from RefSeq and is a predicted model, not a curated record. The transcript is spliced from 4 exons. Gene Ontology annotation, biological process: intracellular cholesterol transport. Bases 10 to 492 code for a protein of 160 amino acids.
UGAAGUCGUAUGAGUAACGGUAACAUGAUUCGAGGGACGAUUAUCGUAUUUACGCUUUUUUACGCGUCAUGUUGUUUCGCGCCCUGUCUUGCCUUCAAUUUCGAGGAUUGCGGCUCAACAUUAGGCAGUUUCUCGGAAGUAAUGAUCUCCGGAUGUAGUACGUCCGAUGAAAAAUGUAUUUUAGUGCGUGGUACUAAUGCAACUAUGUCUAUCGACUUUACACCUAACAAAGAUAUCUCACAACUCACAGCACGUGUUUAUGGUGUACUGACUAUGGUUCCCAUACCUUUUCCAUUAAGGCAGCCUGAUGUGUGCAAGGAUUCUAAUGCUGGGAUCAAGUGUCCUUUACACAAGGAUCAACUAUAUCAUUAUUCGACCAUGAUGUUUUUAGAGAAGUCUUUCCCUUCGUUGAAUGUCAAGAUAAAGUGGGAGUUUCUGAAUGAGAACAAUGAAAAAAUAGUGUGCCUGGAAUUUCCAGCCAAACUUAAAUGAUUUAAAAGAUAUAUUAAAAUAAAUGGAAAAUA